GACACCUGGGGACACCUGGUCAUACAGGGGGGACCAGGACAGAGCUUGGGGACCCCUGGGGCACGCUGAGGACCCUGAUGGGACCAGGACUAAGUCUGGGGACCUCUGGCUGUUGUCGUGUGACCAAGACUGGGCUUGGAAACAUCUGGGGACACCCGAACACCCCAGAAGGAGCAGGGUCAAGCUUUGAGACCUCUGGGGACCCUCCCCAUACCGAGGUGUUGGGGGGAGCCCUUCUGCCCCCCCCAAAUCCCCCAGAGCCCCGGUAAUCGGCUCGACCCGGCUCAGGGGGCCGAUUAGGCGCUGAGCCCGGUUUAGCCCACCCUAAUCCCCAAGUUUGGCCGGGCUGAGCCCUGAUCCCCAUUAAGCAGCUUUGGGGGCGCAGGGUAUAUCAGGGGGGUGGGCGUCCCCCCCCCCCACCACCGCCACCAUGGACGAGGAGGAGUUCUACCUGUUCAAGAACCAGUCGUCGGUGGGGCCCUGGGAUGGGCCCCAGUACCACAUCGCGCCCAUGUGGGCCUUCUACCUGCAGACCAUCUUCAUGGGGCUGGUGUUCGUGGCGGGCACCCCCCUGAACGCCAUCGUCCUCAUCGUCACCAUCAAGUACAAGAAGCUGCGGCAGCCGCUCAACUACAUCCUGGUGAACAUCUCCGUCAGCGGCCUCAUGUGCUGCGUCUUCUGCAUCUUCACCGUCUUCGUCUCCAGCUCCCAGGGGUACUUUGUCUUCGGGAAGCACAUGUGUGCCUUUGAGGGCUUUGCAGGGGCCACCGGAGGGCUGGUGACAGGGUGGUCCUUGGCCUUCCUGGCCUUUGAGCGCUACAUCGUCAUCUGCAAACCCUUCGGCAACUUCCGCUUCAACUCCCGCCACGCCUUGCUGGUCGUGGCGGCCACCUGGAUCAUCGGCGUCGGCGUCGCCGUCCCCCCCUUCUUCGGCUGGAGCAGGUACGUCCCCGAGGGGCUGCAGUGCUCCUGCGGCCCUGACUGGUACACAGUGGGCACCAAGUACAAGAGCGAGUACUACACCUGGUUCCUCUUCAUCUUCUGCUUCAUCGUCCCUCUCUCCCUCAUCAUCUUCUCCUACUCGCAGCUGCUCAGCGCUCUGCGGGCCGUGGCAGCGCAGCAGCAGGAGUCGGCCACGACACAGAAGGCAGAGCGGGAGGUGUCACGCAUGGUCGUGGUCAUGGUCGGGUCCUUCUGCCUGUGCUACGUCCCCUACGCGGCCCUGGCCAUGUACAUGGUGAACAACCGCGAACACGGCAUCGACCUGCGCCUCGUCACCGUCCCUGCCUUCUUCUCCAAGAGCUCCUGCGUCUACAACCCCAUCAUCUACUGCUUCAUGAACAAACAGUUCCGCGCCUGCAUCAUGGAGACGGUGUGCGGGCGGCCCAUGUCAGACGACUCCGACGUGUCCAGCUCGGCUCAGCGCACCGAGGUCUCCUCUGUGUCCUCCAGCCAGGUCGGCCCCAGCUGAGGGGCUCUG
Molecule: messenger RNA, 1480 nt
Organism: Poecile atricapillus (Black-capped chickadee)
Lineage: Eukaryota; Metazoa; Chordata; Aves; Passeriformes; Paridae
Product: ultraviolet-sensitive opsin
Exons: 5
Coding region: 431-1471 (346 amino acids)
Biological process (GO): visual perception; G protein-coupled receptor signaling pathway; phototransduction
Cellular component (GO): photoreceptor outer segment; membrane
Molecular function (GO): G protein-coupled receptor activity
Source: RefSeq, a predicted model, not a curated record